UUGGAAAGCAUUCAGUGCCCUCUCCCCUCUCUCUCUCUCUAACUCGGACACUCCCCCCCCCCUCUCUCUCCUCAGUCUUCCGAUGCUUGGAUCUUCCUCGCUGCAUUCCCCACAGUCCGAUCCGUCAGCUCCCGGAGCAACUGAGCUCCAAAGGCAGGUUCUUGAUCCGUAGAAGCGUCGGGCCAGAUCGAUUCGGUGGCCAUUGCAGUUGGAUCCGAGCAGGAGGAGAUCAGGCCAAAGAGGCAACAUGAUGAUGGGGACUCAACUAUGUUCUUCCAGGGUUCUGUCACUUCCGCGGGAUGAGAGCGGCGACGAGGAGCUCUCGGUGCUUCCCCGGCAUACAAAGGUUACUGUCACCGGGAACAACCGAACAAAGUCUGUCUUGGUCGGCCUACAAGGCGUUGUCAAGAAGGCUGUUGGCCUUGGAGGCUGGCAUUGGUUGGUUCUAAAGAAUGGUGUUGAGGUGAAGUUGCAGAGGAAUGCUUUGAGUGUCUUGGAAGCUCCAACAGGCAAGGAAGAUGACGACAAUAUCGACGGCAAUAAUUCAUUCUGCAGCAGCUCCGACAUGGGAGAGAAAGACAUGGAUUAUUUAGCAAGCAUAGAAUACCACAAGCCAACAAAGCCAAGGGUUCGGCAUACAAGGCCGUGGUCCUCCAGAGCAAAGUCCAGCAACCGAGGCGGCAAUUGUCAUUCCAAUUUGAAGCUGCGAGCGAGAGUAAAUCUGACAAAGCUGGGAACACCCACGCUGUCUAGAUACUGGAAGCACUUCAACCUUGUAAGCAUGAACCCAAAUCCAUCAAAGGAGGAGCUCUUCCAUGGGGUUCAGCAGCAUUUCCAGUCUCAGCAGCAGCAAUUGGAUGAGUUGCAGGUCAUCCUGGGCUUCAUUCACACUGCAAAGCGGCUCAAGACCUUGUACAACUCCUAGCCUGCCUGCCUGCUGCACAGAUCCAUUCUUCUCCUCCUUGAUGUGUAUGUGCCUAAUUUAUCAAGUCUUGAGAGAUCUUGAACAGAAAGAAUUAGAGAUUAAAUUCACCUCUAAUUCUUUUCUUACAUGUAAUGGUGGUAAAUUAUGUAAACCCUUGUUGGUUGCAAAAGUGUCAACUGAGCUGACAGAUCUCAAUUAUUGGAGAGAUAAUACUAGUAUAAUGUGUAGCUAGCCAGUGGUAUGGUCAACAAAAUGCAUGCCUUUAUCUUUUA
Molecule: messenger RNA, 1197 nt
Organism: Phragmites australis (common reed)
Lineage: Eukaryota; Viridiplantae; Streptophyta; Magnoliopsida; Poales; Poaceae
Exons: 7
Coding region: 248-925 (225 amino acids)
Biological process (GO): regulation of DNA-templated transcription
Cellular component (GO): histone deacetylase complex
Molecular function (GO): protein binding; transcription coregulator activity
Source: RefSeq, a predicted model, not a curated record